Diaporthe batatas is the source of this 2517-nucleotide messenger RNA. RefSeq lists its product as uncharacterized. Lineage: Eukaryota; Fungi; Ascomycota; Sordariomycetes; Diaporthales; Diaporthaceae. The transcript is spliced from 4 exons. Gene Ontology annotation, molecular function: monooxygenase activity; oxidoreductase activity, acting on paired donors, with incorporation or reduction of molecular oxygen; heme binding. The coding region runs from base 681 to 2306 and encodes 541 amino acids. The record is from RefSeq and is a predicted model, not a curated record.
CCGUUCCUGGAUCGCCAUUACAUUGAUGGACAACUGCCGGGAGCGCCCCGGACGAAUCCGUACCAUACGGCAAGCCAGACGUCAAUUUCCCUCGAGGCUCUGUGCGCGCUGGGCAUGGGCCUUGUUGUGGUGCCUACCAACCUAUCAAUCCCCCCCGGCGACGCCAUCACGAGUAGGCGAGGGCAACCGGGCGUGACCCACCCUGACCUGAUAAUGGCGCCCAUCGAAGCUGGCAGUUGUUCUCCCUCCCUUAUGCUGUGGUAAUAAGGAAGCCUGGAUGGGGGAUAACUGGGCUGAUUGCAGGGCGCAAGGGACAGACAGAUAUUGCCCGGCUGGGUCUUCGCGUCAUGCCGAGAGCUGGGCUGUUGACUCUUUCUGUUACAAGGACAUCAAAGAAAGCGUGUCCCCGGUGAUUGCACCCUCGCAGGGGACCGUCAGAGUCAGCACUGGCAAUGCGCCACUGGGAUUUAGAAUAUUAACUUCUUUUGUCUUAUCUUGGGCAGCAUUGCAGCGAUCUUCUCUUGGGCGGUGUCAUCUCUUUCUUUCUCUGCCCGGACCUUCCCCUUCUUGUGUCCCCAAUCUCACUCAGCACAUCUGAGCGUUUCCCUGCCCAGGUGCCUUAUUAGCGUCGUAUCUUCUCCGUCAUUUUUGUUUCCUAGUAACGAACGACCAAGAUCAUCAUGAUGUUUUCGUUAGAGUCCCACAUCGAUUUGGCCGCUGCCGACAUCUUUUCAUUGUGUCUUCUUUUCGCAUCCGCGGGUGUCCUCGCGAUCGUCGUUUAUCGGCUUCAUUUCCACCCGCUCUCAAGAUACCCCGGCCCAUUUUGGGCCCGCAUCACAUCAUUUCCUUCAUACUGGCACACGCUCAGACAAGAUCGACACAUUUGGCUAUGGCGUCUCCAAGAGGAGUAUGGCCCAACAUUUCGAUACCGGCCUGACAGCAUCCUCGUCAACACCCCCUCAGCUUACGCCCAGAUAUUCGGGCCAAAGGGCAAUGUGAAGAAGGGACUAUACUACCAGGUGUGGCCCCGCCACGCCAAGGCCGUCACGACGUGGAACAGCACCGACCCCGCCGUCCACAGCUUCAAGCGGCGCGUGCUGAACCACGCCUUCUCGUCCAAGGCGCUGCGGUCCGCGGAGCCCUUCGUCCUGUCCAACACCGACAGGUGGUGCGAGCUGCUCGACGACGAGGUCAGGGCGGGCGGGGAGUGGUCCGGCUCCCUCAACAUGACGGACUGGGUCAACUACCUCGUCUUCGACAUCCUGGGCGACCUGUGCUUUGGCAAAUCCUUCGGCAUGAAGGAGCCGGACGGGCCAAUGAAGGAGGCGCCGGACCUGAUGGCGGACAUGCUGGCGCUGCUGAACCCGAUUGCUUUUGCGCCCUUCACGGCCCUCUGGGUUUGGCUGAAGCCAAGGGGCCUGGACUCGCUGCUCGCCGUCGCCACGCCUCCGCCCGUGAAGAGGUGGGGCGACUUUGUGACCAAUUGCCUGACGGAGCGCACGCAGGCGGAAAAUCAGGCGCAGAGGCUACUGGCGAGCGACCCGGACUUUGAAGUGCGGAAGGAUUUCUUCCACUACCUGUUCCACGCGCAGGACCCGCAGACGGGCAGAGGAUUCCCUAUGGAGGAGCUGUGGGGCGAGGCCGAGUCCAUGAUUAUUGCCGGCUCGGAUACUACCGCCAUCGUGAUGACUGCCAUGUUCUUCUACUUGGCGCGUAAGCAGGAUGUCCAGGCAAGACUCGCCGAGGAGAUCCGAUCCACAUUCCACAGCUUCGACGACAUAGCGGGCGGCCCGACCCUCUACGGCUGCAGGUACCUCAAGGCCUUCAUCCAGGAGUCCCUGCGCAUCUCGCCCCCCGUCGCCGCGGAGCUGGACCGGGAGGUGCUCAAGGGCGGCAUGGUCGUCGACGGCGAGUUCGUGCCCGAGGGCGUCAGCGUCAGCGUCGGCCACUACUGCCUGAGCUACAACAGCGAGAUCUUCCCGGACCCGCUCGAGUUCCGGCCCGAGCGGUGGAUCGUGGGCGAGAAGGCGUCGUCCGCCGAGAGCGUGGCGCUGGCCGAGAGCGCCUUCUGCGCCUUCUCCGCGGGGCCCAGGGGGUGUCCCGGCAAGAACCUCGCCUGGCUUGAGAUGAUGAUCGUCGUGGCCAAGAUCAUCUACAAGUUUGAGAUCAGGAGGGACUUUGCUGACAACCUGGGCGGCGGCUCUCCUGACGGGAGGGUGGGCCGGCGGAAUGUCGACCAGUUCCAGACGUAUGAUGCGUUUGUGGGCUUGAGGAAAGGCCCGAUGGUGCAGUUCAAGCGACGGUAGAUGGUGAAGGAGUGAUUCGGCCUGCUCGCCAACUCUUGGAAAGUGACCGGUCGACAAGGAUAUUUGAAAGGGUGCUCCGGUUAUCGCUGGCUGGAAAUCUAAUUUAUAGUGCGUUCGGUUUCACAACUUAAGAGCGGGAGUCAAAGCGCAUGAUUUAGCGGCAGCAUAUAACGACUUUGAAGAUUGGAACUAUAUGGCAUAGCUGAGGAAG